CCGAGCCCGACGUUGCUUAACUUCAGUGAUCGGACGAGAACUGGUGCUUUCAACGUGGUAUGGCCGAAAUACCAGCAAAAAGGAAUCUACAGCACUCGGUGUUCCCAGGCGGUCACCCAUCCAAGUACUAACCGAGCCCGACGUUGCUUAACUUCAGUGAUCGGACGAGAACUGGUGCUUUCAACGUGGUAUGGCCGUAGA
Messenger RNA from Lottia gigantea (owl limpet), 201 nucleotides. RefSeq lists its product as hypothetical. NCBI's taxonomy places the organism in Eukaryota, Metazoa, Mollusca, Gastropoda, Lottiidae. The record is from RefSeq and is a predicted model, not a curated record. The annotation marks the transcript as partial. The transcript has 2 exons.